AAGAAAAUGAAAAAGAAAAAAACAAGCUUCUCAACUACAGCAAAGAUAGAGGCUUGGCGUUGGAGGGUUUUUGCUUUGCAUAUUGUUCUUUUUCAUUUUUUUCCUUCUUGCUUUUCCUCUUCACUUUAUAUCUCUACACUUUACCUUCUUCUUCUUCUUCCUCUUCUUCUCCUUCUGAUCUUUUCCUUCAUCAAAAACAGCUCUGACUGUGAGGAAGAAAGAGAAAAAACCCCAUUACAAUGGCUGACAUUACUCACCCUCCCAUGGAACAACUUCAAGACCUUGAGUACUGCAUAGACUCUAAUCCUCCUUGGGCGGAAACCAUUCUCCUAGCUUUCCAGAAUUACAUUCUGAUGCUAGGCACCAAUGUGAUGAUUCCAUCCUUAAUUGUCCCAGCAAUGGGUGGAGACAACGGAGACAAAGCACGAGUUAUACAGACUCUUCUUUUUGUAGCUGGCUUAAAUACACUUCUCCAAGCACUUUUUGGAACUAGAUUACCAGCAGUAGUUGGAGGCUCCUUUGCCUAUGUUAUUCCUAUAGCUUACAUUGUUGGAGACUCUUCGUUGCAACGGAUUAGCGAUUCUCAUGAAAGAUUUUUACAUACGAUGCGUGCCAUUCAAGGAGCUCUAAUUGUAGCCUCAAGCAUACAAAUCAUUCUUGGUUACAGCCAAGUUUGGGGUUUACUCUCACGUUUCUUCAGUCCAUUGGGCAUGGCACCUGUUGUUGGAUUGGUUGGCCUUGGGUUGUUUCAACGAGGAUUUCCAGUGCUGGGGGAGUGUGUGGAAAUUGGUCUGCCCAUGCUGAUACUGAUCAUUGGACUAUCACAAUAUCUAAAGCAUGUGAGACCCUUCAGAGAUCUUCCAAUUUUUGAGAGAUUUCCUGUGUUGAUCUGUGUCACAAUUGUUUGGAUCUAUUCAGUUAUCUUAACUGCAAGUGGGGCUUAUCGAAACAAGCCAAUGAAAACCCAAAUAAGUUGUCGAACUGACAGAGCGAAUCUUAUUACUACUGCCCCGUGGUUCAAGUUUCCAUAUCCUUUGCAAUGGGGGCCUCCUACAUUUUCAGCAGGUCAUUCAUUUGCUAUGAUGGCCGCUGUUCUUGUUUCAAUGGUUGAGUCCACUGGUGCAUACAAGGCAGCAUCUCGCUUGGCAAUUGCAACUCCUCCUCCUGCUUAUGUACUUAGCCGAGGCAUUGGUUGGCAGGGGAUUGGUGUCUUGCUGAAUGGUCUCUUUGGAACAAGCACUGGUGCAACUGUUGCUGUGGAGAAUGUGGGACUUCUCGGGCUUACCCGCGUAGGAAGUCGAAGGGUUGUCCAAAUUUCUGCUGGUUUCAUGAUAUUUUUCUCUACCUUGGGUAAAUUUGGAGCAGUCUUUGCAUCCAUACCCAUCCCCAUCUUUGCUGCAAUUUACUGUGUUCUCUUCGGCCUUGUCGCUUCAGUUGGACUAUCAUUUCUCCAGUUCACAAACAUGAAUUCAAUGAGAAACCUCAUGAUCACAGGACUUUCACUAUUUCUAGGAUUAUCCAUUCCCCAGUUUUUCAAUGAGUACUGGAACCCAGCCCGACGAGGACUCGUCCAUACAAACGCCGAAUGGUUCAAUGCAUUUCUUAACACGAUAUUCUCAUCGCCGGUGACAGUGGCGUUGGUAGUGGCAGUGUUUCUUGACAACACAUUGGAAGUAGAGAAAUCAAAGAAAGACAGAGGAAUGCCAUGGUGGGUGAAGUUCAGAACCUUUAGAGGAGACAACAGAAAUGAAGAGUUUUACACUUUGCCAUUCAAUCUCAACCGUUUUUUCCCGCCAACUUAGAUUUUGAAUUUAAAUUUGAAUUUGAAUUUCAGUUUAGCUUUAAUUUUUAAUUUUUAAUUUUUUUUGUUUCUCCUCUUCUCUUACCCAAAUCAGAUUUAAGAGAGAACCCUUGGGCCAAAGCUUCAGUCUAUUUUGUCUUUACAUUUUUUGUGGACCAUUUGUAAAUGGGUCCUUCAUGAUUCUAGAGAAUUUGAUCCAUGCUUUUGUAGAUGCAAUAAAAUAAUAUAUCGCAAAUUAGGGUUGUUCA
This is a messenger RNA of Cucumis melo (muskmelon), 2049 nucleotides long. RefSeq names its product nucleobase-ascorbate transporter 1. Bases 240 to 1802 code for a protein of 520 amino acids. Gene Ontology annotation, biological process: transmembrane transport. The record is from RefSeq and is a predicted model, not a curated record. NCBI's taxonomy places the organism in Eukaryota, Viridiplantae, Streptophyta, Magnoliopsida, Cucurbitales, Cucurbitaceae. The transcript is spliced from 14 exons. Gene Ontology annotation, cellular component: membrane. Gene Ontology annotation, molecular function: transmembrane transporter activity.